AUGUCUGCUGCCAUCCCGUCAGACAGCGACGACAGCUACGGCCGAAUCGUCAAUGUGAUCUCAUGGAUACUCUUGUGUGUAAUGGUUCUUACGGUGGGAACUCGAGCUGCGACGAAGUGGACCUUGAUCCGUCGGCUCGAAGGAGAUGACGUUCUCGCCCUCAUUGCUUUCACAUUCAGUAUCGGACAAACAGUUGCAUUGUCAGAAGCGAUUGCGAAUGGGCUUGGAGAGCAUCUUGGCACACUCAGCCCGUCGCAAGUCAGAAAUUUCCAGCAGUCAGUCUACGCUGCUGAUUUAUUGUACAUCGUUGUCUUAUGGUCGGCGAAAACGUCUGUACUCUUGCUGGUGAGGCAGAUUACUCCAGUCGCAUUGCACAAAAGGAUUACACUUUACGUGGGUUGUGGACUGGCCCUGUGGGCAGCAGUUGCAAUUCUCGCAGCGGCUGUGCAAUGUCACACACCGCACGUGUGGCAAUUUCUUGACAAUCAAUGCUUCGAUCGUUAUGCAUUCUGGAUUUACCUUGGUAUUUCCAGCAUCGUCGGUGAUACUGUUCUGAUCGUAAUACCUAUCGCCAUCUUUUGGAACGUCCAGAUCGACCGAAGGAGAAAGGCGACUGUAUGCGGUUGCUUUGCUUCUCGGAUUCUGGUGAUCGUAGCCACAGGACUACAGCUGGGCUUCAGUGGGCGAGCGCACGGCUCAACGGACCUAACACUCGAUCUGUGGCCUCCAGCUCUAUGUACUCAGUUCGUCCAGAAUCUGAGCAUCAUGACGGCCUGCGUUCCGUACCUCAAGCCUUUCUACCUCGGACUUGAAUCAGGUAUGAUUCGGACUGAUGACCUUCGAAGGCACGGUCUGAUCGGAACCUACGGAUAUGGAGAUGACGAAUCGGCAAAAGUCUCCAGCAGACGCGGUCCCCCGAACACUGUGGGUUCGGCAAAGAGUACGACUUCCCACGAACUCCGCAGUUUAGAUGUCGAGACCGCGGCCAGAAGCGCUCAGCUCAACCCGAAUAACCUGGUAGCCGUCGAAGCCAGCAGUGGUGUCAAGGCCGCGGAUUGGGACCAAGAAAGCCAGACCAGUCAGUCUAGGAUCAUCAAGCAGACCAGAACGUGGGGUGUCGAUUUCGAGAGCCAAGACUCCAACCCCGAAGGUUUACCUGUGCCAGCCUGGACGCAAGGGACCUGGGGGAAAUCUUCGUAUCGAGCGUCGUAA
Messenger RNA from Letharia columbiana, 1212 nucleotides. RefSeq lists its product as uncharacterized. NCBI's taxonomy places the organism in Eukaryota, Fungi, Ascomycota, Lecanoromycetes, Lecanorales, Parmeliaceae. The record is from RefSeq and is a predicted model, not a curated record. The transcript is spliced from 5 exons. Bases 1 to 1212 code for a protein of 403 amino acids.